Molecule: messenger RNA, 1005 nt
Organism: Lodderomyces orthopsilosis Co 90-125
Lineage: Eukaryota; Fungi; Ascomycota; Pichiomycetes; Serinales; Debaryomycetaceae
Product: NADPH-dependent methylglyoxal reductase
Exons: 1
Coding region: 1-1005 (334 amino acids)
Molecular function (GO): oxidoreductase activity, acting on the CH-OH group of donors, NAD or NADP as acceptor
Source: RefSeq, a predicted model, not a curated record
AUGCCAGUAUUUAUCUCAGGUGCAACAGGCUUUAUUGCUCAACACGUAAUCAAGGAACUUUUGAAUGACGGUUUUCAAGUUAUUGGAUCAGUUAGAAGUAAAGCAAAAGGAGAGUAUUUAUCAAGCUUAAUCAAAUCAAAGAAGUUUUCGUAUGCCGUGGUGCCUGAUAUUGUAGCCACUGGUGCAUUUGAUCAGGUCUUGCAAGAAAACCAGGAUAUUGACAGUUUUAUUCACACCGCAAGUCCCGUCGAUUUUCAAGUAAGUGAUGUCCAAACUGGUCUCUUGGAUCCCGCGAUUGAGGGAACAAAGAACGUGUUAAUAGCAAUUGAGAAAUAUGGCAAGAAUGUCAAAAAUGUUGUUGUCACUUCAUCAACGUCCGCAGUCCGCGAUUCUAGUGGCAGUAGACCAUCAAAUAGUCUCCUUACUGAAGCCUCUUGGAACGAGAUCACAUUAGAGCAAGGUUUAAAGUCGGCAAGAUUGGGGUACUCUGCUGCGAAGACAUUUGCAGAAAAGGAGGUUUGGAAAUUUGCAGCUGAACACAACGGUACUUUUAAUAUCACCACAGUCAACCCAACUUACGUUUUUGGUCCACAAGCGUUCGAAGUUCAAAAUAAAAGCCAGUUGAAUGAUUCAGCAGAAUAUGUUAACAACAUUUUUAAAUUGAAACCAAAUGACGAUAUUCCUAUGUUCGUUGGGCUAUUCAUUGACGUGAGAGAUGUCGCUAAAGCCCACGUAGCUGCUAUCAAGAAACCAAAGGAAUUCAACGGCCAAAGAUUGGUGCUUAUAAAUUCUGCUUGGACAAAUGAACUUCUUGCAGUAAUCAUCAAUAAGCAUUUUCCUAAUGUUGAUAUUCCAAAAGGAAAUAUUGAGAAAAGUGAUGAAGAAUUGAAGAAAGCGGAUCUUAAAUGGGAUAAUUCUAAAACCAAGAAGCUUUUGGGUUACAGCUUUAUUCCAAUUGAGAAGUCUGUAGUUGACGCAGUUCAACAACUUCUUGAUACCGAGUAA